This is a messenger RNA of Symbiodinium sp. CCMP2592, 3786 nucleotides long. NCBI's taxonomy places the organism in Eukaryota, Dinophyceae, Suessiales, Symbiodiniaceae. The record is from the annotation of a GenBank genome assembly.
AUGGACAGACCGGGUGCUGAGGUCGAUGCCAAGCUGACCCUGGCACGGCCCCCGGAGCUGUGCCCAGACCCCUACAAGGAGGAGGUCAUGAAAAUCGAAGAGCACGUUCGUCUGGUCCUUGCCAGGCAUCAGGUCCCGUGGCUUGUCCUCUUUGUCAUGGGGAAGCAGGGCUUUGUCACGGCCCAGGACUGGGCAGGCCGUUGGGAUGAAAAGGAACUCCGGAAGGAGGCUCCCAAGUUGGGCUUUUCACCAGGCCAGAAUGGUUACGAUGAGCACACGUGCGUCCUCACAGCUAUCCGCCUGGAGAACGCGGUCGAGCAAUUCAAGCUCCUCAAGAAAAGGAAGCUGGCCGAGGUGGAUAUCCACUCGGUCGAAGACUACAAAGCGAUGAUUGGCAGAGGUGACCGCCAAGAAAUGAGGGCAGCUUACCUCUCCAAGUUCGGCACGGAACCGGAGCGGGAAUACGAAGGAUCUGACCAUAUGCUUGGUGUCAUGAAGAGGGUCUUGUACCGGGGAGAGUUCCUCUCAGGCUCCCAGCUGGAUCUCAAUAAGGUCGUUGCAAACCACCCCAAGGAUGGUGAAUUGAAGUUCCAGAAGCGCCAAAGCAAAGAAGAUGAGGAGUGGAUCCAUGAGGAAUCCAAUCGUGUCCAAUCGGAGAAACAAUGGAAACGGGUCCUCAUGAUCUGGCGCACGUCCCUCCUCAUGGUGGUGGCGACUUGCACGGGCCCCUCUUGCAUUCACCUCACCAAGGCGGACUUGGACGACUUUUACAACUUCCUCUUCGGGGAUACCAUCAUGGGCCGUGAGCCUGCCCCCUCAUUGGGGGUUUUAAUGACAGCAGAAAGAAAGGACUGGCGCCAGGUGGCCCUCAACAUGGCCAAGGAUGAGACCUUGACCAUCACUGCCGCCCUCAAAGAAAUCCAGAAUAACUCGCGAUUCUGGUCUAUGGAAAUCGAUGAGUUCUGCUUUCGUCGCCACCAUACUGGCCAGCCCAAAGGCCCUAGAAAAGGCAAGGGCAAGGGCAAAGACAAGGACAAGGGCAAAGUUUGGCAGCAGUGGGACUAUUGGAAAGGUGAAGGCAAGAAGCCUGGCAAAGGCAAGGGAAAGUCUAAGAAGGAAGACUGGCGUUGGGCCACUCGCUCGGAGGAGGCGGCGGAACACCCCCCUCCACCACCGGCGACAUUCGCUCGCACCAAGGCAUCUCACCAAGAAUGGGCCCCCAAAGGAUCAGAUGGCAAAGAGUUCUGCAAGAAGUACCAUGCCUUCAACCGGUGCCCGGGAGACUGUGGUCGCUCCCACAACUGCCCUGUGAUCCUCCCAGACGGUAAGAUCUGCGAGAAGAACCACAGGGCGAUGGUGACCGAUGGAAUCGAGACCGUUGGUGCCAGGCUCUACCUACGCUUCCGGGCUUUAGAGGAUGAUGCCAGGAGCACCAAGGCAGCGAUAGCACAGGUUGAAACCUUUUCAGACCUUUGUGCCCUGGCGCUCUCUGGCGACCUCAUGGCAAUCAUUGGAGGGGGCAGGAAAGGUCAAGCAGCCUGGGGCCUCGAAGACCUUCCGGAGUCGGUGCUCAGGGAUACGGAUAAUGAUCCCGCCAACCAAGGUACCUCGGAAGCUCAGCAGAAUUGUUCUUCGUGGUGGGCCACGGCCCAGUGUAAAGACUUCGCGGGCCUGACGCGGAUGAAGAUACACUGCUUUGACCAGUGUAUGCUGGGGCACGGAGCCAGGAAACCCACGGCGGUUCUCAGCAAUCUGGCCCUGGACUGGGAUGGCCUCAGGUGCAGGCAUCCGGACCACCCCGUCUGGUGGUCCAGUUCUGACUUGGCCCGUUGGGGGUGGCAAUUCAAUCUUGAAUUGGCCACGGCCCUGCUAGAUUUCUUCUCAACAUCCGGGGACACGGAUGGUGACCGUUCCAUUGCUUCGGCAUUGGCUCCUGUGGCAGCUAGUACCCUAAUUGUCCGGCUGGGACACCGUUCUCGCCCCUUCAGGGAUGGUGGUGGAAAGCCAUCCCCUGGGAGACUCAAGCCUGAAGACAGGGACAAAUGCAAGUUGGCCUGGAUUGGCCAUUGGAUCGAGGAGACACUCACCUCGGGGACGGUUGCCGCAGGUGCCGAUUCCCCUGAAGUAUCUCCGAUGACGUCCUUUCGGGAAUCGCUCAGGACCCAGGCGCGGGGCUGCCCCUGGCCAGACCAGUGGGUCGCAGACCUCCGCCAACAACUGGCAUCACUCCUCUCUUCCCGACUCCACCGACCUGUUUCAGCUGAGGUUUCGCCUGGGCAGCCGUUUGCGUUGGACAUUCUCCAAGCUUUGGUGGAGCUGGCGGAGGACCCGGACCGGGACUUCCUCCAACACCUUCAUGAAGGAGUGCCUCUCGGGGUGGACGGCCCAACGCUUCCGGACCCGAACAUAUGGCCGUCCAAGCAGGAACUGGGGAAUGCACCUAGGCCCAGUGCGGAGGUCUUCGAGGACACCAUCGAGAAAACUUUCCUGGAAGAGAAACUCCUCGACAUGGUGGCUGGGCCCAUGUCGGAACAGGAGGCAGCGGACCUUUGUGCCUGUUCGGUCGCAGAACUGUGUGUCGGGGCCAUGGCGGGCAUGUGGGAACUAGACAAGGUCAGGACCAUCUUUGACGCCUCUGUCAUCGGCGUCAACGACAACAUCAGGGCGAACACUGACAAGAAGACCACGGCCCACCGGAGGAUCAAAGUUCUCAAGAAGCACUGGAAGUACAUGGUGGCUAAGAUCAAGAAGAAGUUCUGGGUCAACAAGGUCUUCCUGUGGCUUCUGGUCUUUGUUGAUGAUUUCAUGGCGGUUAUGAAGGAGAGCCUUGGAGAACUGGGGGCGGCCACCCUCAUGCUCUUCCUUACGUUGCUGGGCUGUCCUAUCUCUUGGCACAAGAAUGCCCUUGGGAAGGUCAACCGUUGGCUGGGGUACAUGGUGAACAUCUCAGAGGGCUCUGUGUGGCUCCCGGAAGAAAAGAUGACCAUCCUCCGACCGGCCUUGGCGAAGUUGGCAGCAGGGGAACUUCAUACCAGAAAGGAAGUCACCUCCUUACUGGGCAAGUUGCAGUGGGUAGCGAAAGCCUACCCUCAGGUGAGCUCCCACCUCCAGCCACUUUAUGCUUGGGAGCAGAAACUUGAACGGAAAUGCAGACCGGGAGACCUUGUACGUUUCCUGGCAACUCUGCUCAUCUCCAUCUUGGAUGCUGGCCCCUGCGUUCCUCUACGUCUGCAGCAUAACACUCCAUGCUACGGGAGCAGUGAUGCCGGUGAGGAUGAUGGCCGGGUGGCGAUUGGCGGCUGGUUCUCGCCUUCUCUUAACCCUACCAAGGCGGAGGUCCUGUGGUUCUCCAUGGACGUCCUUACCACUCCAUGGGUUCAGCCCCUCUUGGCGCACACUUCUCCGAAGCGCCGGAUUGGGGCCCUGGAACUCCUGGGUACCUUCAUUCUUUUCCUUUUAGCUGCGGAGUCCCUGGGACCCAGCAUGGUCGAUGCUCACCUCCCUCUUACUACAGACAAUGAGGGUAACGCCUUUUCUGCCAGCAAGAGAUCUUCGAAGAAAUGGCCUUGCUCGGCGCUUUUAAUGGAGCUCUCCGCACAGGAGUUCCACAAGGGUGUCUUUGCUCAGGUCACCCAUGUCAAGAGGAGCUCAAACACGUGGGCAGAUCAGCUCACUCACUUUGAUUUCGAAGGAUUCUCCCCCGGAAAUAGGAGGGAAGUUUCCCUUUCCUGGUCUCCAAGCUGGAUGAUCCUGGACAAGCUCCUUGCUUUCAAAUCGGAGCAAUAG